Molecule: messenger RNA, 3619 nt
Organism: Pangasianodon hypophthalmus (striped catfish)
Lineage: Eukaryota; Metazoa; Chordata; Actinopteri; Siluriformes; Pangasiidae
Gene: rhoua
Product: ras homolog family member Ua
Exons: 3
Coding region: 306-1058 (250 amino acids)
Biological process (GO): small GTPase-mediated signal transduction
Molecular function (GO): GTPase activity; GTP binding
Source: RefSeq, a predicted model, not a curated record
GCUCGAUGAUGUCAUCCUGUUGGAGUAACGCGAUGGGGCUGGAUCACAUGGUCCAGGAGAGGAGGAGUGGACCCUCACCAUCCUCACUCCAAAACUGAGUCCAAGUUUGUGUCUGUGCCCUACGCACUUUGCUCGCUUUUAGGCGUGCCUAAAAUUAACUGGACUAAUUUUUUGCAUAUGGAUAUUGCUUUAGCGUUCACGGACACGGCAGAGAUAUCUCAUCACAGACUGGGUCCAAGCAUGAACGCAUAUGGACUGGAGAAAUCAGGGUUAGCCUAACAGUGUUGGGCUCUGUGUGUGCAGCGAUGCCUCCGCAGGGUGUAGGGGAGUAUAAACCCGUGUCAGGCUCGUCAGUGCCGCCGGUACCACCGCGCAGAUUCAGGAGUAAAGAUGUGGCCAAAAGGAGCCGCUGGGGCUCGGCGCCGGAGCGCAGGGUGAAGUGUGUGCUGGUUGGAGACGGAGCUGUUGGUAAAACAAGUCUGAUCAUCAGUUACACCACCAACGGCUACCCCACGGAGUAUGUCCCAACGGCUUUUGAUAACUUUUCAGCGGUGGUCGCAGUUGAUGGCAAGCCUGUGAAACUCCAGCUGUGUGACACUGCGGGCCAGGAUGAGUUUGAUAAGCUGCGACCUCUGUGCUACACCAACGCUGACGUCUUCCUGUUGUGCUUCAGUGUAGUCACACCAUCCUCGUUCCAGAAUGUCAGAGAGAAAUGGGUGCCUGAGAUCCGACGGCACUGUCCACGCACCCCUAUCCUGCUAGUGGGGACCCAAGGUGACCUCCGGCAGGACGUCAACAUUCUCAUCCAGCUGGCCAAGUACAAAGAGCGUCCAGUGGAGCCACAAGAGGCCUGUGUGUGUGCUGAGGAGGUGCAUGCUGUGUCUUAUAUGGAGUGCUCAGCACUUACCCAGAAGAACCUGAAAGAGGUGUUCGAUGCAGCAAUUCUAGCCAGCAUUCAGAACAUAGACAGCCAGCAGCAAAGGUUGAUGAAACGCACACCCAAUAAGAUGAGGACGCUCUCCAAGUCCUGGUGGAGGAAAUACUGCUGUUUGGCAUAGAAGGACAAGAGGGAUAUUCACUCUUGGAGGUUUUAAGUAUGGACUGUAAGACAAAACCGAAGGCUUUAGGGGUUGCUGUAGUAAUUUAUGAACAGAGAUUAAAAUUAUAUUGAAAUGUGAUGGGACAUAGUGCAGACGAGCAGGAUAAGUGAAAUGAAAAGAUUCUACAGACAUUAACAACACUUAUCCAUCCUUUGCAGUGGAAAAUGCAAAGUUGACUCUUCAAAUGAGUUGCUCGUGUCUAGUUUCACGUUCCUGCUCCAGCCAGUGUUUUUGCUUUGUCUUGAAUAACAGAGAGCAAGGAGAAACAACCAUGCAAUAUAGCAUUGCAAAAGAGAGCCACAUGCAAUAUAGCAUUGAAUACCUUUUAUUGCUGUUGAAUGAACUCAUAAAAUCAUCACUGCAGGUGCAGUUAAUUCAACAUUGGUGUUUUAUUAUGCAGCAGAUCCUCUCUAACACUAACACUAAAUUUAGACUACUCAGCCUACACUGUGAAAUAACAAAGACCACUUGGGUGGUCCCAGAUAGAGGACAAUAGUCCACCAAUAUUUAUGCGCUGUCCUUCUUUUACAACACAAUUUGUUUCUAAAUUUUAAUUAAACUACCUGGACGAACAGCUUUCCUCAAGCUGGAAUAUCACGAUUUCCUGUUGGCUAGCCACAAAGACCUGCUUCAGUUAAGAGUUACUAAAGUGUGAGUGUAUUCUAGUGCACUAUCAGUAGUUUGGCAUCGGUUUGUUUUUAGCGAUCUGUGAGGUUGAAGGACAGCCCAGUUCCAAAACAGCUGAAUGAAAAAAAGUCUAGUUUACUUUAUGACUUAAUCCAUUCAAAACAUGAGGUCAUGGUCAGUAAGUGAGUAUUAAAGAGGCAAGUUAAUAUUUUUGUAUGUACUGCAUGUUCUCUCAUGCCAGAAGUGCUUGAAUUGGAAAAACGAUGUUUGCUUUCUAUGUCACUAGACAUUGGCUGUUUAUCUGUCAUGAAGAUAAGGUGUACAAUAGGGGUUAGUGUUUAAUACAGGAGUUUCCCUUGAAAUUACAGAUCGAUAUCUCACAGAGCUGAAGUUUCAGACAGCCUUGAUAAUGCUGAUAAAUUUGAAUGUAUUGCUUUAAAAAAUCAUUAUAGUUAUAUCCAGUGUGUUUUAUUUACAAUUUCUGUAUUUUUAUGUCCAUUUCCAUAAAAAAAUACCAGUUCUUCAUAAAUUCCAUACAGCAAUCUAGCAACCAUGAAACUAUGAAAGCUGGAUAUUAAAGUGUAUAAGUAGCCUGAAAUUAUAUGAUAUAUACAGAAAAAUGUGAUAAAGCAUGUAGAGAAUGUCCAAAAUUUAUUUCUGUAUAGCUCAGGUAAAGCUGUAUCAUACAGGUUUUGUUUAAUCUAGAACAAGUGACCCUAGCAGAUUAUAUUACUUACCUGCUAUUACACUUUGAAUGUUAUAUCACAAAAGAAGUUAUGGUUUAUUUCAAUCAUUUUUAUUUUCUUUCUUUCUUUCUUUUUUUUUUUUUACAAAGAAAUCAAAAUCAUAUUAAUAGCCAAUAACAUUGGCGAUUACGGUUAUUAAUAAUAACAGUGCCAUUGUUUAUUAGGAAUCUGUCUCCAUGACUUGUAUCUGAAUUUUAUACGCAUGACAAUGUCUAUGAAAAGACAUCAGUAUAACUUUGUGCCUGGUCUCCUGUUGAGACACCUCAAUCUGAUGUCAUGAUAAACACUACAGAUAUGAAGCACAAGCAUCAUUUAUUGCUCAACAUUUCCCCAGUUGUUGUAAACCCUGGAGCUUUAUCCUCGGGUAAAUAAUUGAUUAGGUCCACCCACAUAGGAUGAACUGGAAAAGUCACCUGCUGAAACGGGACAUGAGCAAGUGAAAAUGGAGUGGCACUGAAUAGAGAGGUUAAAGUUUCACAAGAUAAGCAGCGGUAGACACCGGAGUACCAGUAAGCCUGCCCUUCCCAACAUGCUUAUAUCAGCAAUGAACUGAAACUGAUGUCUCUUUGAAAGUUGCCUUCAUAUACUAAAAAACAAAAAUAGCUCCUCAUGUCUACCAUCCAUAAGAGUGUAAGUGAAUGUGGAGAGAUGGAGUCUUUGGUUUCUGAAUGUGAAAAACUGAAUACUGUAACUGUACAUGUGAAAGAGAAAGCUCAAUGAACACACAUACAACUGGAAAUAAAGGUGCUGUUAAAAGAUUUUUGAACACAAUAGUUGGUACAUUGCAGUCAACAUGUUUCAAAUGUAAUUGUGAAGUUACAUAAUGUAUGAAUUGUGUUUGACACUGGCAUUUUGCUAAUCUUUGAAUUGAAUCAAACUGAAUGUUGGUAAAAGGAUGAAUGUCAGUGUUGAAUGCUACAGUACAAUUAGCUUUUGUUGGGUACAUUUCUUUAUUGUCAAAUUGCUUGCAACACUGUGAACUGUGUAUUUUUGGGGGUAAUGAGCUUGUUGCAAGAUGAUGUAAGAUUUACAGUAGAUGAAGAUAUUCUCAGAACCUGGUCACAAUCUGGCGGGACAUGAGAUGAGAUAAUAGCACAGGAAUGUAUACAGAUUGUUAUCCUUUUUAAAAUAAAGAUGCAAAAUAUC